AUGGAUCCCAUUGCAUGGGAUUUUAUUCAUCAGUAUGCUGCUGGCCUCAUGCCACUGCCAAAGGUAGAAAGUAACUUAUACAAUCAUCUUGGAGAAAAGUUGUCAUGGAAUCUGAAGACAAUGAUACAGCACUCGACAGUCUCAGCUCACCACACUGCUGCAUUGUCUCACUCUGGGAUCAAAAUCCACAUUCCCACACUUGUGGCAAUCUCCAAUCCUGCACAGAAGCCAAGCCAACUUGCCUUGGUGGAAUCUGAAGUGAUGGAAUCUGUCCAUUGCUUAAAGGAACAGAAUUGCAUUUUUGGCAAGCUGCCAUCUGUUGAUGAACUAGUUGAGCCACCGGAGGAAAGGGAAUUCCCAGAGUUUGUAUUGGAUGGGAGUAUCAAAGCCAUUGCUGAUGCAGUGCGCUCAGAGACAGCUGUGGAAAAUGGUGAGGUCAUUGACAUCAAUGACAGUGAUGACAGUGAUGAAGGUGACUCCAGAGAUGUCAUGGUGCCAACUUGCAGUACAGGCUGGUUACUCUAUGUCACACAUUGUGUCACAUAA
Pisolithus orientalis is the source of this 546-nucleotide messenger RNA. RefSeq lists its product as uncharacterized. The transcript has 3 exons. NCBI's taxonomy places the organism in Eukaryota, Fungi, Basidiomycota, Agaricomycetes, Boletales, Pisolithaceae. Bases 1 to 546 code for a protein of 181 amino acids. The record is from RefSeq and is a predicted model, not a curated record.